AUGGAGAAGUUUAAGGAGGUGCAGGAGCUGAAAUUCCAGUACCGCAGUAUGCUGAUCUAUGGCCUGGUGACCUUGCUCACAGCCAGUGGGGAGCGCAUCUUCUCUACUGAAGUAUUCCAGUGCCCCUGCCACGCCACCUGGAACCUGUCCUAUGGCCUGGUCUUCCUGUUGGUGCCUGCACUGGUGCUCUUCUUGCUGGGCUACUUGGUGAGGGAAAACAUCUGGCGUCUGCUGACCGGUUGCUGCAAAGUGGGUCCCCCAAUGAGCCUUGGCAUAUGCCUCCAAAAGACCAGAAUUUGUUGUCAUCUCAGCUGGACCACAGCGCUUGCACCUCUCACCUGGGUGGCUGUGGCACUGCUUCAGGGCACAUUUUUCGAGUGUGCCAGCAGUGGGAGUAUCUACAUUGCACAGUAUCUGUGCUCCAAGCUCUAUGUCAGUGGCACCUAUGACUACGGCAACUGCACUGACCAGCUACCAUUGGUGCCCUGCCAGAAGGCCAAGGUGGAUGAAGUGCAGGCCAUCCUGAAACAACUCAAGACCCUCUCACAGGUGUCUGGCUGGAUCCUGAUAGCUUUGGUUAGCAUCAGCCUUCUGAUCAGUACAUGUUUAGGCCGAUGUCAAUCUCCAGUUAGUUUUCAGCAGCGGAAUUUUUGGAAAAUUUAUUUGAAACAGGAGCAGAAGUUCUUUAAUUGUGAAGCCACGAAGUGUGCAAGUGAAUUGGCAAAAAGGAAUGCUAAAAGUUUCUUUGAGACCUUAAGUGAAAAUGAAAACACUUUAACCAAAGAAGGGGAACACAAACCAAGCAGUGAAGAGGUGUACAUUCCAAGCACUGAAGACUGGAAGCAGAUUUCAUCACUAUAUACCUACAAUACGAAAGCACAUUACUACAGCGUGCUGCACCAGUAUGCUAAUAAAAGAGGGAAACCUCAUGAUAGCAGGACUUCUCAAAGAAAGACACUGUAUCCUGCUUUGGACUUUGUGGAUGAAAACUUUCUGAGCCCCACUGAUUCUACCUUAUGA
Molecule: messenger RNA, 1020 nt
Organism: Condylura cristata (star-nosed mole)
Lineage: Eukaryota; Metazoa; Chordata; Mammalia; Eulipotyphla; Talpidae
Product: protein FAM26F-like
Exons: 2
Coding region: 1-1020 (339 amino acids)
Molecular function (GO): monoatomic cation channel activity
Source: RefSeq, a predicted model, not a curated record